Messenger RNA from Humulus lupulus (European hop), 1307 nucleotides. RefSeq names its product nudix hydrolase 14, chloroplastic-like. The coding region runs from base 1 to 576 and encodes 191 amino acids. Gene Ontology annotation, biological process: nucleoside phosphate metabolic process; ribose phosphate metabolic process. The transcript is spliced from 10 exons. Gene Ontology annotation, molecular function: ADP-glucose pyrophosphatase activity; ADP-ribose pyrophosphatase activity. NCBI's taxonomy places the organism in Eukaryota, Viridiplantae, Streptophyta, Magnoliopsida, Rosales, Cannabaceae. The record is from RefSeq and is a predicted model, not a curated record.
AUGGAGCCCGACCUUCCCCUACAUGUGCUGGCUAGGGAUCUUCAAAGGGCGUCGAAGCUUCGACCCACGCGGGCCCAAGCCCUCACACAUUCGAAUCUCAACUCGCUCGCCCCGUUCGAAUCGUCGCUGCUCCUGGUGAGCGCCAUAGAUUCAUCCUUGUUCAAGCAGUGGUUGAAGAACAUCGAAAGUGAGACUGGGAUUUUGUCUGGAAGUGACUUGUCUCUAGAACAAGUCUUAAUUCAGGGAGUGGAUAUGUUUGGAAAGCGCAUUGGGUUUCUCAAAUUUAAAGCAGAUGUUCUUGACAAAUCUACUGGCAAAAAGGUUCCAGGUAUUGUUUUUGCCCGAGGACUGGCUGUAGCCAUUUUGAUUCUUUUGGACUCAGAAGAUGAGACUUAUGCUGUUCUCACUGAGCAUGUAAGGGUCCCAAUUGGUAGGCUCGUUUUGGAAUUGCCUGCUGGAAUGUUGGAUGAUGAUGAGGGUGAUAUUGUUGGGACUGCAGUUCGUGAUGAGUUUUUUUUUUCUGUGAUGAGUUUUCUUUUUCUACAAAAUAACUUAUAUUUCAAUAAAUUUGAUUGAGUAUUACUGAUUUUUUUCCGAUUUUCUUUCUUGCUAGGUACUUGGGGCAUUGAAUUAGCUGCGCAGUUGUAGCUUCUGUACUAUUGGGGGCUAUUAUUUCUCAUCAUUUUUCAGUUUCAAACCCAUUAGCUGCAAAAAGAGAUGCCUUACAAAGCACUGCUAUUUUGGGCUUUGGAUGUGAAACCAACAGAAAUUCUCUUGAAGCCAUGGUGAAGAGCACAGGAAAAGAAUCAUUAUAAUGGGGUAAAUGACUGGCUGGUGGAGUGUAUUCAGGUCUCACCUAUGGACUGGCCGAAGCUUGAGGAGCUCAUGAUUGGCUUCAAGAAGGCUUGAUGAAACUAUGGCUACAGAAAUUGAGAGUUUGAGCUUGUCAAGCAUGGAGGCUAUGCAGAAUGUUCUGGAACUCCUAAGUGACAUGCUACAGGCAGUAAAUCCUAGUGAUUCUGCGGUAUGAGCAAUGAAUUUUUUUCAUCUCUAUGAUCUAUGAUAUGAGCUACUUGUCCCCUUUUUUUAAUCUCUAUGAGCUACUUAUCCCUGAAACUUAAUGUGGUUCUUUUGCCAUUCUGUUCAGACUGUAAAAGAUGAAGUGAUAGUUGAGCUUGUUAAUAGGUGACGCACCAACCAGAAAAAGCUCAUGCAGAUGCUCACUUCAACUGGGUUAGUUUCAUCUAUACAGUCAGGAUAUUUAAUUAAGAAUAAUUUUCUCAUUGUAUUUUAUAUUAUUGUUUUCC